UUUGACAUUCUCCAACCACCGCCAACUCCUCCUCCUCUCCCUUCCUCUGCCACCGGCCGGCAUACUCAUUCACCGGGGAAAACACACAAAACCCACCAAUUUUAAUCAUCCUGCUUCAACACCCAGAUUUACAUUUCUCAACCUUCCCUCGCCGUACGGCUCUUCAGUUCCCUAAGGCUUUUCUUUCCUCGGAUGGGAAUUCCCUUUUCCUGCUCAUUCGGGGAGUCCGACGAUGUCCAGAGCGCGUUGGAGUCAAUGGUGGUCAAAUCCAUCAGCUUCGGUGACGAUGGAGCAGCCAAGACACCUGUCCGCUCAGUGAGCUUUAAGAGGUCAGAUUUGGAGCCCACAGUUUCUCGCUCUGCAUCUGGAGAGAUGGUGGUAGAGAGAUCUAUCAGCUUGAAAGGGGUGGAAUUCGAGAAAAUGAUGAACUCUAUCCAAGAGCAUGCCAAGUAUGAUCACAACGAUUCGCCUCGAAAGAUGCCCGUUUUCGAUCCGGCAAACCCUAAGCACCAGGCUGCUGUGAAGUUGCAGAAGGUUUACAAGAGCUUCAGGACCAGGAGAAAGCUUGCUGAUUGUGCCGUUCUUGUUGAGCAGAGCUGGUGGAAGCUUUUGGAUUUUGCUGAGCUCAAGCAUAGUUCCAUCUCAUUUUUCGACAUCGAGAAGCACGAGACCGCCAUUUCGAGGUGGUCCAGAGCUAGAACUCGAGCUGCUAAGGUUGGGAAAGGCUUGUUGAAGAAUGGCAAGGCUCAGAAGUUGGCUAUCCAGCAUUGGCUUGAAGCUAUUGAUCCAAGGCAUCGAUAUGGGCAUAACCUCCAUUUCUAUUAUGAUAGCUGGCUUCAUUCCAAGAGUAGAGAGCCCUUCUUUUACUGGCUGGACAUAGGUGAAGGAAAGGAAGUUAACCUGGUUGAGAAAUGCCCCCGGUGGAAGCUUCAACAGCAAUGCAUCAAGUAUCUUGGUCCAAUGGAAAGGCAGGCAUAUGAAGUAGUGGUUGAAGAUGGGAAGUUGAUGUACAAGCAAACUGGGGAAUUGCUCAACACAACUGGAGAUUCCAAGUGGAUAUUUGUUCUUAGUACUUCAAAGACAUUGUAUGUUGGUCAGAAGAAGAAGGGGACAUUUCAGCACUCUAGCUUCUUGGCUGGUGGAGUAGCAACUGCUGCUGGAAGGUUGAUUGCUGAGAAUGGCACACUAAAGACAGUUUGGCCUCACAGCGGUCACUAUAGGCCUACUGAGGAGAAUUUUCGAGACUUCCUUUCCUUCCUGAGAGAGAAUGAUGUUGAUCUGACAGAUGUUAAGACGAAUCCUGUGGACGAGGAAGAUGGCUUGCUUUCCAAGCAAAGAAGCAGUAAGCAUCUUAGAACCAACUCCGAAGACGAUGACUUAAUCGAAGCAGUCGAUGAGAAUUUGACUUCAGUAGUUAGCACCAAAGUAGAACAAGAGGUUUCAGUUUCAUCUGCAGCAGUGGAACAACAUCAGCACAAGGCAGGAGAGGGGCUUGGUAACUUGAACAAGAAGUUACCAAGUCUUGAGAUUCCAACAAGGGCUGAUUUGUUUGAUUGGAACGAUUCCAAAGAGGGAAAUGGUUAUGAAUCAGCAGAAGAAGAGAUUGCUGAGGAAGAAGUGGAGACCGUUCCUCGAGAAGCAAUCUUGGAAAGGAUCAAUUCGAAGAAGGGAACCAAGUCGUAUCAACUUGGAAGGCAACUGUCCUGCAAAUGGACGACCGGUGCAGGGCCGAGAAUCGGGUGUGUGAGGGACUACCCUUCAGAGCUCCAGUUUAGGGCACUGGAGCAAGUGAACUUGUCUCCAAGAAGCAGUCUUUCUAGCCAGAGAUUGUCCUUGCCAGCUGGGUUUUCCACGGAAGCAACAACAUUAGUGGUGGAGUCACCAUCCCGGUUCAGUCGAAGCUUGCCCUUCUUCUCAAAGACACAAUGCUCAUCGCCAUUGUCAAUCUCACAUGCAGAUGGAUGACUCUUCUUACAAUUAGAUAGUUCAACAUAUGGAUUUUAACUUUUUUUAAUUCCCAAUUGGUUCAUUCUUUUGUCUUUCCUUUUCUGUGAAUAUGGAAAAGAUGGUAUAGGAAUAUGGCUUCAUUAUUUUUUAUUUCUGAUACCAAAA
This is a messenger RNA of Linum tenue, 2112 nucleotides long. The record is from the annotation of a GenBank genome assembly. NCBI's taxonomy places the organism in Eukaryota, Viridiplantae, Streptophyta, Magnoliopsida, Malpighiales, Linaceae.